Molecule: messenger RNA, 1534 nt
Organism: Chrysochloris asiatica (Cape golden mole)
Lineage: Eukaryota; Metazoa; Chordata; Mammalia; Afrosoricida; Chrysochloridae
Gene: AGFG2
Product: ArfGAP with FG repeats 2
Exons: 12
Coding region: 110-1534 (474 amino acids)
Molecular function (GO): GTPase activator activity
Source: RefSeq, a predicted model, not a curated record
AGUCUAGCGCGGAUGCUGCCCGCAGCUGCUGCGCGCUGUCAGCGGAGCUGAGCUUGCGGAGGCGGCUGAAGAGGCGGGAAGGGGCGAAGGUUUGAGUGAGUGGGCUGCGAUGGUGAUGGCGGCCAAGAAGGGCCCAGGCCCCGGUGGCGGGGUCGGCGGGGGAAAGGCAGACGCGGAGGCAGCCUCGGAGGUGUGGUGUCGCCGGGUGCGCGAAUUGGGAGGCUGCAGCCAGGCCGGGAACCGCCACUGCUUCGAGUGCGCCCAGCGCGGGGUCACCUACGUGGACAUCACCGUGGGCAGCUUCGUCUGCACCACCUGUUCUGGCCUCCUGAGAGGCCUGAACCCUCCUCAUCGGGUCAAGUCCAUCUCCAUGACCACUUUCACUGAGCCUGAAGUACUGUUCCUUCAAUCCCGUGGAAAUGAGGUUUGCAGGAAGAUCUGGCUGGGUCUUUUUGAUGCCCGGACAUCUUUAGUACCAGAUUCCAGGGACCCUCAGAAGGUGAAGGAGUUUCUCCAGGAAAAAUAUGAGAAGAAGAGAUGGUAUGUGCCCCCAGACCAAGUAAAGGGACCCACUUAUACCAAAGGCAGUGCCUCCACUCCUGUCCAGGGCUCAGUCCCAGAAGGAAAGCCCCAGCGGACACUUCCGGGUGAGCCUGUGCCGUGUCUCUCAGCUGCUAACCAGGUAACUUCUGUCAGUCAGCCCCAGGCUCGGACAUCCCAGCCCCGAAGCUCCCAGGCUCCCCCUCAUUCUGUCAAGAAAGCCAGUACUGACCUGCUGGCUGAUAUCGGUGGAGACCCCUUUGCUGCUCCCCAGACGGCACCAACUUUUGCUGCAUUCCCAGCCUUUGGAGGUCAGACGCCUUCCCAUGGGGGCUUUGCCAACUUCGAUGCCUUUGGCAGUAGCCCCAGCUCUUCUACAUUUGGCAAUAUCCCUCCAGUUGGCCAAGCCCCAUUCCAGGCCCAGCCAACACCCGCAGGGAGCAGCCAGGUGACUCCAUUUGGUAUCUCUCCUCUCGCGCCUGCCAGCCAGCCUAACAGCCUGACAGAUAUGGGCAGCAUCUUGGGCCCUGGCGUGCCAGCUGCAGGUAUUCCUAACAGCAUCUUCGGGAUGACUGGCUCAGCCCCUGCACCCCAGUCCGCCACAGCAGGCCCCAGUGGCAGCAUGGGAUUUGCGUUUGGAGCCUUCACCAACCCUUUCACGGUACCUGCUGCUCACCCCCAGCUGCUCUCUACCAACCCCUUCCAGCCCAAUGGCUUGGCCGCAGGACCUGGCUUUGGGCUGAGCAGCACCGGACCAGGCUUCCCCCAGACAGUGCCACCGACUGGGGGCUUUGCCAGCACCUUCCCAGUGCCUCUGUUUCCCCCACAGACCACUCAGCAGCAGAAUGGCUCUUCCUUCGGAGACGUAAGAUCAACCAAGCUGGGGCAGAGGCCACAAAGCCAGCCAGCUGGGAUCUCCACCAACCCGUUCAUGACUGGAUCAUCAGCAAGCCCAUUGGCCUCCAAACCUCCAGCCACCAACCCAUUCUUGUAG